AAACUCAUUGAUCGGGAGUGCUGUGUACUACUACGUAUCACGUUUACAAAUAGUGUCUCCUUCUAGACACUAAAUUCUUGUAAAUAUGCCGGCUAAAGAAGGAUUAUUCAAUGAUAGUGCAAUAGAACCUACAAAGAGCGAUGGCAGUAACAAAGAAAUAGAUAGAUUAGUGGAGAAAUUAACGGACACUUUGAAGCUGAAAGCCAGACAUAAACAAACGAUGUUUCGAUCGUCGCCAUAUUGGAAUGAUGAUAACAACAAACAUUGUAGCGGUGCUGAAAAUAAACGCAAUGAAUCUCAUAGUCACAGAUCUACCUCACCAUAUCGAAACAACCGUAACAAGCCUAAGGCUACCACUAAAUCAGGGAGUCCCGAAUCAAUGCUCAUGGAACUAGACAAUUUACUCAGGGAAGGGACUCUUAUACAGGAGGCAGUAAAACGGUUGCAUAAAUACAAACAUCAAAAACACGUGCCCAAAAACCCGGCCAGUCCUGGCAAUGAUUUUGUUUAUGAUGAAAUGGACGUGUGAAUGGACAAUCCAGCGUUCGAUUAAAAAUGGACGAGACGAAUUAUAAAAG
Owenia fusiformis is the source of this 578-nucleotide messenger RNA. The record is from the annotation of a GenBank genome assembly. Lineage: Eukaryota; Metazoa; Annelida; Polychaeta; Sabellida; Oweniidae.